Molecule: messenger RNA, 1250 nt
Organism: Phaethon lepturus (White-tailed tropicbird)
Lineage: Eukaryota; Metazoa; Chordata; Aves; Phaethontiformes; Phaethontidae
Product: serine/threonine-protein kinase ULK4-like
Exons: 12
Source: RefSeq, a predicted model, not a curated record
AUGAAGAUAAAUGUCAGAAACCCAAAGGAAGACCGGGUAGUGAACCAUUUGGCAGCAAAGAUCAUUGAAAAUGUUUGUACUACUCUCUCUUGCCAUGCACAAGGAUUUAUUACAGGAGAAAUCGGACCUGUCUUGUGGUACCUUUUCACACAUUCUACAGUAGAUUCUUUGAAGAUAACUGCUGUUUCGGCUUUAUGCAGAAUUACUCGUUACUCACCCAAUGCUUUCCAGAGUGUCAUUGAAAAAGUGGGAUUAACAGCUGUACUAAAUUCCUUGGCCAAUGGAAUAUGCAAAAUUCAGCAGUACAUGCUCACCAUGUUUUCAGCAAUGUUGUCAUGUGGGAUUCAUCUACAGAGGCUGAUUCAAGAAAAGGAUUUUGUGACUACAAUUACUCGUUUACUUGAAAGUCCUUCAACUUUUAUUCGAGCAAAAGCCUUUUUGGUCCUGCUACAAGUUUUAAUUAAUAACAGGGAGAUGUUGCUACUCAGUUGUCAAGCAAGACUCGUGAUGUAUGUUGAAAGAGACAGCAGAAAGACCACACCAGGAAAAGAGCAGCAAGGUGGCAGUGAAUACCUGUCAAAAUGCCUGGAUCUUCUCAUCUAUCACAUUGUGCGGGAGCUGCCCGGGAUUCUAGGUGACAUUCUUGCUGCCUUGACUAAUGUCUGUGGACGUAAACACCCAUCAACGGUUCAGGCCAAACAGCUGAAGAUGUGCCUUCCUAUGAUGCCUGUAGUGCUUCACCUUGUGACAUCCCAGGUAUUUCGUCCCCAGAUAGUCACAGAGGAGUUUCUUUUCAACUAUGGGACCUUACUUAGUUUUAUCAGAUCAAUAGAUUCAGGAGAAACAAACUUGGAUGGAGCAAUAGGGCAAGCUGCAUCAGAAGAAUUGAUUAAGACUACUUUAUCAACCUUUGAAGCAGUUACACAGCAUCCUGUCUUGUUGACAAUUCAUCGCUUGACCGUUGAAGCCUGUAUCCUCCCACCACUAGUUUCUUUGGUCCACAGUCAGAAUGUGGAAUGGAGACUCUUCAGCUUGCGGUUGCUCUCAGAAACCACGUCACUGCUUUUAAGCCACGAGGUCAUGGCUGAGGGGAAAGGGGAGAGCCUCGACUCAAACAGCAAGCUUCUGUCUCUCAUUAGAGAUUCGUUGCUGCCUCAGUAUAAGCACAUUCUGAUGGCUCCAGACCCAGUACCAAUGUAUGCUCUAAAACUGUUGGUGGCCCUGACUGAGCACAGCCCCGCUUCUGUGAG